This is a messenger RNA of Ogataea philodendri, 2502 nucleotides long. RefSeq lists its product as uncharacterized. Gene Ontology annotation, cellular component: membrane; exocyst. Lineage: Eukaryota; Fungi; Ascomycota; Pichiomycetes; Pichiales; Pichiaceae. Gene Ontology annotation, biological process: Golgi to plasma membrane transport; intracellular protein transport; exocytosis. The transcript has a single exon. The record is from RefSeq and is a predicted model, not a curated record. The coding region runs from base 1 to 2502 and encodes 833 amino acids.
AUGGCACCGAAAAUAGACAUCAACGCGCGUGUGACCGAAGGAGACUCUCUCAUACAGUAUGCUCUUACAUCCGACGACUACCUGGAUCAGUUCGUGCCGAUCAUCAAGGCGGAGCUUGCCAACAAGAAUUCCCUUGAGGAUCUGAUCGUGAAACUCGAUUCCGCGUACAAGGAGAGAGAACAAACACUCGAGGGAGUUUCGUUCGAGUCCAUUGACAAAUUGACCAGCUCCAUCGAGAGCAUUUCGGACGUGGCGCAGUCCUCUGGAGCAAUCAGUCAAGAAGUCAGCAUGGUCAACAGCCAGCUCCGUAAAACUGGCUUGGAGUACCUGGACAAAAAGAUGUCGGCACUCAAUUACAAAAGAUUACACAACAAAAUCUCAGAAACCAUCUUGACCAUAAAUCUGUGUUUGGAUAUGCUUGACAAGACCAAUAAGGUGUUUGAAUUGUAUCAUCAUAAAAAUUACUACAAAGCCCUCAUAAACCUGGACCUUUUAAUGAAGAGCCGAUCCGAGGAUAUCGAAAUGUUUGAAUUCACACAGAAAAUACACAAAUCUCUCCCUGCAAUCAAGGAACUGAUCAUCGACGAAACGUUCAACCAACUGGUGAGAUGGUUCAACGUCAGUUUUGAGAAAAAUCUCACCCUUAUCGGAGAGCAAUUGUUUGAGCAUUUCGAGGUUCUGAACCAUGCUUGGAACGAACAGCAGGCAGAGGACCCGAACUUGCUCUCGUUUAAGGUCAACACUCCGUUGGAAAAGGCUUUCAGAAACGACGAGCUAAAGUCUUUCAACCCACUCUCAAACGACAAGGUCCAUGUUGAUUUGGGACCUGUGUACCAUUCGGUCAUGGUUUUCGAGCUGAUCGACGAGUUUGAGAAGCUGAAGGACGAUUUUUCCAAUGAGCUUCUUCGUAAGCGUGACCGGUUGAUCUACCCGAUUAGAGAGGCAUUGGCUACACAGAAGCUGGACAUGUUCUCCAACAACGAGUCGUUGAAGAUCGUCAUCUAUUCGCUUGCUGCCCUGUUGGUGGCAGACAGAUUCAUUGGAGCCAAACAAGAAUACAAACUACGAAGCAAAAAACAAACAGACGACCUGUACAGUUCGAUCAUGAGCAAGUUUGUUCCGAUUCUGAAGGCCCAUAUCAACAAGUAUGUUGGAGACUUCCAACACUUGAAAGAACUUAACGAUAUUCUUGGAGUGUUUGUUCAAAUCCUGGAGAAUUACGACUUUAACGUGGAUUCACUCUACCAAGUGCUAGUCACCCUGCUCCAGCAGUACAUCAACACACUUACAAAGGAGUUCGAACUUAAUUACGAAAGCUUGUCCGAGGAGGAGAACCCGCAACCGAUUACCAUAGAGAACCAGACCCAGCUCGACAAUGUGCAAUUAAACUGUUUCCACAAAUUCAAAGAAGCACCAAAGGAGUUCCCUGUGGUGCUACCAUUUUCGAUUAUCUACGCUGCCACUUGCCUAAAGCUCAGGUCGUUUAUUCACGAUAUCUACGAGUUCUUGGGCAAAUACUACAUUCAUAAAAAUUCUGAGAUUCUGAAACUCAUUGGCGAGUCUAUUGAUUCGGUUUUGAUCAAGGUUGUGCUCAAGGACCUGAAGACCAAGAUCAACUCCUCGUACAAGGAGGAGGUGUCGCAGAACCUCAUCAACAUGGAAUUUUUCUCGAGAUCUGUGAAGGAAAUCGAAAACUACCUGAACUACUCCACCGAUCCUAUAAUUGCGAGAUUCCGGUCUUCUUCGUUGCUGAUCAGACUGCAGUCACAAAAGGAGUUCCAGAAUACCCAGACUAAGGCGGAAGAAGGAAUGUUCGACAUGGUGGACUCCAAGAUUGACAUGUUGUUCGACAUGAUUGAUUUCGACUGGGAGUCGAAGGAGAUCAACGAGGAGCCAAGCAUUGGUAUCAAGGACAUGGGACUAUUUUUGGAGAACAUUUUCAUGUUGGACUUUUCUCAUUUGCCUUACAGCAUCAAGUCUCUGUUGUUGAUCAGAACCUUUGACAAGAUUGUCAACUUCUUCAAGCAAGCAGUUUACCAGACGGAUUUCAUCACCAACGAGAGCAUAUCGAACUUCGAGCUAGACAUCAAGUACAUUGAGUCGAUCAUUCCAGACUUGAAGUUGCAGAACGGCAAUGCGAACCAGCUUUCUGCCGACCCAGACAACGCCAGCUCCACUUUCCAAACGAUCUUUGUUGGGCUGAAACAGAUUAUCGACUUGCUGAAAGACGGCAACCUGGAGACCUACAAGGACGAGACUACGCGCAUGCGCAAGUUUGACACUAUAUUACCAGAGCAGGCUAUAGAUCUGAUCCAGAAGCUGGAGGACUUCCAGAUGUUGAAGCGCGAGAUGGACGAGAGCUCGCAGUACGGCCAGGCGAGCGACUCGGAGGACGCGAACGGCGAGCCGUCGCGCAACAUGUUUGGGUUCAAGCGGACCAAGACGUCAACCUCUUUGAGCUCGCCGUCCAAGAUGUCUGUUUUCAAGCGGCAGGUUUCGUGA